Messenger RNA from Myxocyprinus asiaticus (Chinese sucker), 4443 nucleotides. Its product is annotated as protein arginine N-methyltransferase 8-B-like. The coding region runs from base 550 to 1773 and encodes 407 amino acids. The transcript is spliced from 10 exons. NCBI's taxonomy places the organism in Eukaryota, Metazoa, Chordata, Actinopteri, Cypriniformes, Catostomidae. Gene Ontology annotation, cellular component: plasma membrane. Gene Ontology annotation, biological process: peptidyl-arginine methylation. Gene Ontology annotation, molecular function: protein-arginine N-methyltransferase activity. The record is from RefSeq and is a predicted model, not a curated record.
ACGAGAGGGAAACACAUCUCAUUGGCUCCCGAUGCUCCAUUUAAAGGAAUCCAACGAACCGGCAUGCUGUUACUCUCAUCAGCAUCUCUUCAGAGGAACUUUAAACGUGAAGCGCUCGUAAAUGUUUGAAGAUCCGCAGCGAUGUCUCUGAGACACUUCUGUGAGACAAUAUCAUCAAUGAUAGACGAUUGAGAUUUGAGAGCUGCAGACGCAACCGGCGAUAUUUCCACUGCGUGAGGGAUCUCUAGAAGAUCUCUGAAGGGUCACUUGGGGACUUUAUUCCAGAUCCGAAGGAUGGAGACGAACGACUAAGACUUUAAUUGAUCUGUUUAUGUGUAAAUCUCAUAUUACUCGAGUCGCUGAACCGCGCAAGAUGAAGCGUGCCUGAUAUGGAGAGUUCAAACUUUAGCACCAUGGAUUCAGGAGGACUUUCGACAUGUUUUAGGGGUCGUUUAUCAUCUGGAAGGUGAUUAAAGUUGAAUCUGUGAUUCUGUGGUCUGUAAACGACUGCGGUUUCUUGUCAAUCUAUCGCAGAUCUCGUCGGCUCUUAUGGGAAUGAAACACUCGUCUCGAUGUUUGCUACUCAGGAGAAAAAUGGCUGAUACGGGGAACACUGAGCAAGAGCUCCUGAGUGCUGCCCCGUCCCACUCAGUCCAGCCAUCCCCCCUGCCCAAACCAGUGUCAUUGGUCCAUCAUGCCCAGCAGCCCACACAUUCAUCACACACCCCUCACUCAGCCACGUUACCCAGCUGCCCUGGCAGAGGAAAGAUGUCCAAGUUCCUCAAUCCAGACGAGAUGACCUCCAGGGAUUAUUACUUUGACUCAUAUGCACAUUUUGGAAUUCAUGAGGAGAUGUUAAAGGACGAAGUGCGAACACUGACAUACAGAAACUCCAUGUAUCACAACAAACACAUCUUCAAAGACAAGAUCGUGCUGGACGUGGGCAGUGGAACUGGCAUCCUCUCUAUGUUUGCUGCCAAGGCCGGAGCCAAGCACGUGUACGGGAUUGAAUGCUCCAGCAUAUCAGAAUACUCUGAGAAAAUCAUCAAGUCCAAUCACCUGGACAGUGUUAUAACAAUCUUUAAGGGGAAAGUGGAGGAGACGGAGCUGCCCGUAGAUCAGGUGGACAUCAUCAUCUCUGAGUGGAUGGGCUACUGUCUUUUCUAUGAGUCCAUGCUCAACACUGUCAUCUACGCCAGAGAUAAGUGGCUGAAACCUGGAGGUCUAAUGUUCCCAGACCGGGCAGCUCUCUAUGUGGUGGCCAUUGAAGACCGGCAGUACAAGGACUUCAAGAUUCACUGGUGGGAGAACGUGUAUGGCUUUGACAUGACGUGUAUCCGGAACGUCGCCAUGAAAGAACCACUGGUGGAUAUUGUGGACCCAAAGCAAGUGGUGUCCAACGCCUGUCUGAUCAAGGAAGUGGACAUCUACACAGUGAAGCCAGAGGAACUGUCCUUCACCUCCUCAUUCUGUUUACAGAUCCAGAGGAAUGAUUAUGUUCAUGCUCUGGUCACCUACUUCAACAUCGAGUUCACUAAGUGUCAUAAAAAGGCCGGCUUCUCCACAGCUCCAGAUGCUCCAUUCACACACUGGAAGCAGACAGUGUUUUAUCUGGAGGAGUAUCUGACUGUGAAGAGAGGAGAGGAGAUCAUGGGCACCUUCACCAUGAAGCCCAAUGAGAAGAACACACGUGAUCUGGACUUUACCUUUGAGCUGGAUUUUAAAGGUCAGCUGUGUGAGACGGCAAUUGCUCACGACUAUAAGAUGCGUUAAGCGUCCAGCAGAGAGCGAGAGACAUCGCUCAGUGAAGCAGAAACAGGAGUCACUCCAGAUCGAAGCUUCAGCAUUGCUGGAAAGACACACACAUGAAGAGAAAGACCAGGUCAGAAGAUGUUUGUGGAGUGGGGCGACACUUCUAGCAACAGGAGCCUUGCCUUCACUAACUAAAGUCUGCACUAGUUUGCCAACUAUCUUACGACUGUUCAAGGGCCGAAUAUGACUAUAAGCCUCCGCAAACUGAAGAAUGUCAUUGUCUUAGAAAUGUUAAGUGUUAAUUUACUGUUUCUUUGCUUUUAUUAUAUCUGGAGUGUAGGUGUGAGAUGUUUGGAUUGAUGAAGGUUGUGCCUCUAUAUAUAUAUAUACUGAGAAUGUUUCAAUGUAACAUUUUAACUUUAUAUCAAAAGAAUAACUCAACUAAGGAGCUCAGAAUACAUUUCAGCUGACUUACAAAGAAGAAGAAGUGAUCUUGAAAACUAAAGAUGAACGUUUCACAAAAUCAGGUAAUUCUCAGGAAAUGGCACCAUUUGUGCUGGGUUAGUGGUUUCACUUAGUUUUGGAGUGUCGUGUAAAUUAUAAAUGAUUAUACAUAAAAUAUUAAAAAGAUUAUAUUCUAUAAUACAUUCUAAUUAUUUUGGGUUGAAUGUUACAGGGUUCGAGAUCAGUGCAAAAGUGUCUAAUAACAACCUUAGCUAACAAAUACACUGCAACAAAACAGCCAGUAGUGUCGUAACCCUAACCCUAUUUUUACAUUUUAAAAGAACUAGGAUUUUUCAAAUACUCAAAUCGUAUUAAUUAUGUCUGCAGUAAGUCAUAUAAUGGCACCGUUUCCUGAGAAUUACCCAUCUAUCAUUAAAUCAAGAUUGGGGCGUCAAUAACAGCUCUGAACCAAUGAUGUUUUCAGCCCCUAAUUUCCAUGAAAAACAGACAAAAAUGAAUAUCAGGAGCUAAUAAUGAAAAAAAAAAAAAAUUACAUUUUGUCUCGAUUCAGAAGCAAAAGACAGUUAUUGCAAUACAGUGAUGUGGUGUAAAUGUGAAUAAUGUCGUGGGCAUAUGUGAUUUUUUUUGGUAGCUUUAUGAGACUGUAAUAUGUACAGUAGUGUUGGUGUAAUUCUACAUGUGUGAUAUAGACAUUUCCACUUGCAUUUGCUAAUAGAGAGAAACAGCAUGUCAUAUCACAAAAACAGAUGGCAUGUAGAACUGUGUGUCUGUCUGUGGUGAGAUGAUUUGGACGCCUGCAGCUCUUCACCUGUGCUCUUAAUCCAGUCUUGCCAAGGCGAUGGAUCUGUCCCGGUCCAUCUGAGACCUCACGUCACAGCUGAUUAUACUGUUCAAGUCCUCACCAGGGGUGUCGCUAGACCCCUUUUACUGGGGCACAAGCUCUAGUAAAGUUCUGCUGUUGGUUUACUAUUCAGAACAAGAGACUAACUGAAGUGAAAAAAAAAUAUAUAUAUAUAUUUCUCAUCCAAUAAAAUACCCCACCACACACCCCAUAACAGAUCCUCAUAUGCAGAGAUUAGAAUUAAUGUUACUAAUUGACUUUUAGCUGAAAAACACACUGAAAAGUUGAAAAAGACUGAAGAGUAUUUACUAUGCCAACUGGGCCCCUCUAGAAAAAAGGGGACACUAUGAAUUCUUGGGGGGCCUGUGCCUCAGUGGUGAAGUCUACAAACGCUCCUGGUCCUCACCAAAGACAUUCAGUUCAUUAGCAACACUGUCUAUUGUGCAUUAUUAGUUUGUACUGUAGGACUUUAUCUAGUAUAUAUACAGGACCUGAUUCAUUAGUGGAAUAUUAAGAAGUACAACAUUGACUUUAUCCUCUCUGUGCAAAGAAAGUUUUCCACAUCCAAUAAUGUAUUUCCAAAACAAAAUCUGUUAUUGAAAUUUGAGAUUUACAUGUUAAAAAAAGUAGUUUUUUUCCCCCUGAUUAUUAUUAAUAUUCCCGAUUAUUGUCCCUGAUUUGAGCAUCUGUUAAAAUAAUAGUAAAUACAAUAGCUUAAAGCUAAAGUAUGUACUUUCUGUGCCACCAAACGGAAUUGCAAAAUUAAACUUUGUUUUCAAAACAGCUAUUUGAAUACGCCCCCCAUCUGACGUUGGUCCAACAAAGAGAUAGCCCCGCCCCCAACUCCAACCCUAAACCAUUGGUUGAGUAACGUUUGGGCGGCUCUCUCAAAACAGCAAUUUUCAUGGCGCCACAGAAAGACAAUGUUUACAGUUUUUGAGAAAAUUAACCUAUGAAUGAAUGACUUAUAGUUGUCUCUGCAUGUUAAACUAGGACAGAAAUAACACGUCAGACUAGGAAGAAAAUAUUUUAACACAAAAAAGUGACACACUUCAGCUUUAAAAUGUAUUAGCCUAUAUUAAAACCAAGUCAAAUGUUUAUGUAUGAUAGCAUGUCUUAGUGAAGAGGUCUAUGGCUGUUUAUAGAACAUGAGGACAUGUUGCUGAAUGGAAGAUAUGAAACAUGGAUGUGAUUAUGGGUAAAUAAAAGAGUUUAAAACUCACUUCUACAGAAUUGGUUCUGUCAGAUUGGAGGUAAAGCAGAGAAAUCAGUAAUUUGUACUUCAAUAUGCUGUAACUCAUUGAGCCGGUUUGUGAACUUCCACUCAUUUGAUGUGUUUUAAAUGGAAUAUAUUUACCUGCUGCACGGCAGUGUUGGUGUUUGAA